AUGAAUGAUGAAAACGAGGAUUCAACUUUCAUUCAAUUUGAUGUUCAACAAGAACAACAACAAACAAACAAUCAGGUGAAAAAUAAGAUGUUGAAAUCCAAUUCGAAUCGACGUGGAGUAAUGGCAACAGAAGAUCAAGUUACAAAACACUUUUAUCAUAAUGAAUUUCCAAAUGAAUAUCGUUCAUAUAAGGAGCCAAUGAAAUCGAUUCUUAAAAAAUCACAAAAGAAAUCAGAAGCUCGUUCUUUGUCUCCAUGUCCUUCAGCUUGUUCAUCGUCACAGAAGAAAGAAAAUACAACUAAACGUUCUGAUUUUGCUGAUAUUCAACAUAUAGCUGAAUUAACAGCAAAACAAGAUCCAUCUUCAUCUUCAAUUUAUCCUCGAUCACUUUUUAGUCAAACAAUGAAUAUAUUCGAUCCCGAUAAUUCUUAUGGAAUGUCACCAAGAAAUCGUUCACGUCCAUCUCGACUUCAAUAUUACAUCAAACCAUAUCGAGGAGAACCUCCUCUUCCAACAAAACCACGUUCCCGAUCGCUUCCACGUCAUCGAAUAACACAAACAUCAACACCAUUGAGUCUUCAUUCACAAACUUCAGUAAAUCAAUCUGUUCGACCAUCACAACGACAAUCAAUUCGAAAACAACAUGUUUCUUGGUCACCUGCUCGACAACGAGAAACACCAAUUCCAACCAAAAGAAAAUCGAUCGAACCAUCUUCAUCGUCAGUCGUAUCAAUUCCAAUCUGUUUUCACAAAUCUCAAUCAACUCAAUUUCCGUCCCCACGUCCUUCAUUAAACGAACCUUGUCAACAUGCUUUGAUCUCACAUAAACCGACAUACGAAAUAAGUUACAAAAGAGAAGAAGAAGAAAAAUAUUUUCGAAAACGUUACUUUUACGAACCCGGAAAACGACACGAUGAAACGAUCGAACAAUACAAUCGUUUAUUAGAACGAAUGCGUGUUACAGACAGUGAACUUCAAUCUUUAUCUCAAUCGCUGACAAAAAAUAAUAAUAAAAUAUCAGAAAGAAGAUCCGUCAGUAAUCACGAUUUAUUUUAUCCUGAAGUUUCUGAAACUUAUCAAAUCGAAUUUUUCAAUGGUUAA
Messenger RNA from Adineta ricciae, 1101 nucleotides. The record is from the annotation of a GenBank genome assembly. Lineage: Eukaryota; Metazoa; Rotifera; Eurotatoria; Adinetida; Adinetidae.